Messenger RNA from Trichoderma aggressivum f. europaeum, 1959 nucleotides. Its product is annotated as CAZyme family GH146. Lineage: Eukaryota; Fungi; Ascomycota; Sordariomycetes; Hypocreales; Hypocreaceae. Bases 1 to 1959 code for a protein of 652 amino acids. The record is from RefSeq and is a predicted model, not a curated record. The transcript is spliced from 8 exons.
AUGAGACUUUCUGCUGUCCUCACAUCUCUGUCAGCGAGUAUGUUGUUCGCUGCCGCACACCAGACUUCCCUCGCGCCUUUCAAGUUUGAUCAUUUUCCCCUCGGGUCUAUUCGUCCAGGGGGUUGGCUACGAGACCAGAUCCAGCUGUCGGCGGACGGCCUUGGCGGCCACCUAUUCGAUUUCUACCGUUAUGUUGCCCGCUCUACCUGGCUCGGGGGUAAUUAUGAGUACAGUGAGCUUCACGAGUCAGCGCCCUACUGGUUCAACUACAUCGUGCCCCUCGCCUGGACGCUUGACGAUCCGCGACUGAAGAAACAAGCACGGCAGUUUCUCGACUAUGUACUUGACAAUCAGGCCGAUGACGGCUGGCUUGGACCUGAGACAACAAGACAGACAAGGGGUAUAUGGGCGAGAAGCCUGCUAGCAUUUGGAUUAACUCAAUACGCCGAAGCUGACCAAAGCCAAGAACAGCGUAUUGUUGAUGCCAUGCACCACUUUACGAAACUAGUCCACUCUAUGCUCAAAGACAAUUUCACUGGUUUAGUGCAGGACAAAUCUCAGGAAGACAACUUUGACCCUUUCGGUUUUGGCCUGUCGCGAGCCCACGAGCUACCCAUCUCCCUGAUGUGGCUGGACUGGACUAAGUUCUUCGUCAAAGGCGUCUUCCCAGAAGAUGCCAACUUCAAAACUAGCGGCUUCACCCAUGGUGUCAAUUUGGCACAGGGUCUGCGGUAUCCAACGGUGCUUUAUAGACGCAGCAGUAGCGAAGCCCUUGUUCAACAGACCUUUGACGCUGUCAACAUGACCGCCACGUAUCAUACAUCACUAUCCGGGUCAAUAAUCGGAGACGAGCAUAUCAGUAAUUUGAGCCCACAACGAGGCUCUGAGCUUUGCAUGGCUGUUGAAUCCAUGUUUUCGUAUGCCUAUCUCUACCGCUUCCACGGCGCCAACCAAUUUGCCGACCGUGCCGAGCUGGCCGCUUUCAACGCCUUCCCAGCAGCAAUGAGUCCUGACUGGUGGUCGCAUCAAUACGUCACGCAGACGAAUGAGCCUUGGCCGCGGAACCUGACUGGAAAUCCAUUCUUCAAUGUCGUCUCAUACGGCAACACUUACGGGUUGGAGCCGAAUUUUCCUUGUUGUACUGUCAACCACCCUCAAGGAUACCCUAAAUACGUUGCGUCUUCUUACGUUUACACUGAGCACGAUAAAAUUGCGCAUGUCCUGCUGGGCCCCACGUCGCUAGAAACCAAGCUCCAAGGCAAGAGAGUGAAAUUCGAAUGUGAUACCCAUUAUCCAUUCUCAUCCAUACUGCAGUACACUAUAACUACAGAGACAUCUUUCGAGUUUGGUGUCCGCGUUCCUAACUGGACGACGCAUGGGGCCACUGCACAAGUUGGAGGGCAGAAACCUCGCCACCUAUCCCCUGAUUCUAACGGCGUACACUGCACCAAAGUGUUGCCUGGAGUAACAAAGGUCAAAGUCGAGCUUCCCAUGGAUGUACAUAUUGUCUCUCGCAACCAAACUGUUGGUGUUUACUACGGUCCUAUGCUUUAUGCUGCCGAUAUUGCAUACAAGGAAUCAGCCCAUCAGCCUUUGAAUUGGACGGACCGCUCGCCACUCGACGACUCUGAGACGCAUCCGAAGGCAAUGGACCACGUACUGGAGCCGAUAUCGCCGUGGAAGUUCGCCAUUGACCCCGAGACUAUCUCAGUCGAUACCGGCCCCGCGCAAGACAGAAUUCUGCCAAAUCCCAUCUUCAGUCGCCGUGGGCCGCCAAUAUCACUAUCUGUGGACGCGUAUCCAAUCGAUUGGCCGAUACAGCUUGACACAGCCGCUUUGUGCCCUAUUAAUCCUGAGGUAAACCCAGAGACAAAGACAAGAAUCAAGUUGAUCCCAUAUGGGGCUGCGAAGCUACAUAUAGCACAGUUUCCUGUUGCUAGACUUCCAAAGAAGACUUGA